AGUGUUUUAUUCUCCUCCUGAAUUUCGUCUUCAAACAGUUUGAAUAAACUUAUUUCAUAUCAAUCACUGAAUCCCCAAAAACUGACCCUUGACCCUUUUUCCCAAAACCCCCGGAUCACCGGCCUCCGCCAUGGGAACUCGCCGGAAAUUCCAGCGGCGGCUCCGGCCGGUUCAAUGCACUCGACAAUCACGAAGAAGUUGAGAAGGGGGGGAAAGAAAAUGAAGCCUAGAUCCUGAAAAAGAAACAGGUUGUUCGAAAAUUGUUGAAAAUUCGAAGUUUUUUAUUGGUGGGGGGGCGGCAAUGGCGGCUACGAACGCGUCUACAACAGCAGCAGCAACGGCAGCGGCUCCGGCUGUGGAGAGUGGGAGUUCUUCAGCAGAUGAGGUGACUGCAAAAGCCGUACAGAAGCGAUACGAAGGACUGGUAAUGGUACGGACGAAGGCUAUAAAGGGUAAAGGGGCUUGGUACUGGGCUCACCUCGAACCCAUCCUCGUCCAUAAUACUGACACUGGUUUGCCCAAAGCCGUUAAACUCAGGUGUUCUUUAUGCGACGCCGUUUUCUCUGCCUCAAACCCUUCUCGAACCGCCUCCGAGCAUCUCAAACGCGGCACUUGCCCCAAUUUCAACUCCCUCCCUAAACCCAUUUCCUCUGUUUCCCCUUCUUCCUUUCUUCCUCCAACUCCCACUUCUCCACCGCCUCUUCACCAUUCUAAUAACCGCAAACGGACCUCCUCCGCUGUCGCCGCCUCUGCCGGCGACCGCGCCGGAGGUGGCGGGUCUUCUUACCAAGUCCCACCUCUUGCGAUUGUGGAUCCUUCACGGUUCUGUGGGGAACUGACGUAUUCACCGUCGGUGGGGGUGAGCGGUGGCGGCGGCGGUGGGGGCUUAUUGGGGCAGCAGCCGCAUUUGAUGCUAUCAGGGGGGAAGGAGGACUUGGGAGCUUUGGCUAUGUUGGAGGACAGUGUGAAAAAGUUAAAGAGUCCAAAAACUUCACCUGGGCCAACGCUGAGCAAGACGCAGAUUGAUUGUGCAAUUGAUUUUCUUGCCGAUUGGGUCUAUGAAUCCGGUGGCUCUGUGUCGUUUUCGAGCUUGGAACAUCCUAAAUUCAGGGCGUUUCUUAACCAAGUUGGACUACCUGCAAUCUCUCGCCGGGAUUUUACAAAUUCCCGACUGAAUUCGAAGUUCGAGGAAGCUAAAGCAGAGUCUGAAGUUAAGAUUCGAGAUGCUAUGUUUUUUCAGCUCGCCUCCGAUGGGUGGAAGGACAAAAACUACGCCGUUUUUGGCAUUGAUAAGCUUGUGAAUCUCACUGUGAAUCUCCCCAAUGGGACUAGCUUGUACCGGCGGGCUGUGUUUGUGAGUGGCUCUGUUCCUUCUUCGUAUGCUCAGGAAAUUUUGUGGGAAACCGUCGCUGAUAUCAGUGGGAAUGUUGUUCAACAGUGUGUUGGGAUUGUAGCAGACAAGUUCAAGGCUAAGGCAUUGAAGAAUUUGGAGAAUCAAAAUAACUGGAUGGUUAAUCUCUCUUGUCAGUUUCAGGGUUUUUCCAGUUUGGUUAAGGAUUUCAGCAAACAGCUCCCAUUGUUCAGUACUGUCACUGAGCAUUGUAUGAAGCUUGCUAAUUUCGUUAAUUACAAGUCUCAGAUUCGUAAUUGUUUCCAUAAAGUUCAGCUGCAAGAGUACGGUAAUGCCAUGUUACUCCGAGUGCCAACCCGUAACCACGAGAAGCUCAACUUUGGGCCUGUCUUCACGUUAAUGGAAGACAUUCUCAGCUUCUCUCGAGCUCUGCAGCUGGUUGUGCUUGAUGAGACCUGGAAAAUCGCUUCGGUGGACGACCCGAUAGCGAGAGAAGUUGCAGAGUUGAUUGGGGAUGUGGGAUUUUGGAAUGAAUUGGAGGCAGUUCACUCUUUGGUUAAAUUAAUAACAGACAUGGCUGUUGAGAUUGAGAAAGAGAGGCCACUAGUUGGGCAAUGCCUUCCAUUGUGGGAUCAACUGAGGGGGAAAGUCAAAGAUUGGUGUUUAAAAUUUCAGAUUGCUGAAGGUCCUGUUGAGAAAGUGAUUGAAAAGAGGUUCAAAAAGAACUACCACCCGGCUUGGGCUGCUUCGUUUAUCCUCGAUCCGUUGUAUUUGAUAAGGGACACAAGCGGGAAGUAUCUCCCACCAUUCAAAUGCCUGACUCCUGAUCAAGAGAAAGAUGUGGAUAAACUCAUAACCCGGCUCGUGUCGAGGGAGGAAGCUCACAUUGCAUUAAUGGAGCUUAUGAAAUGGAGGACAGAAGGGCUUGAUCCAGUUUAUGCAAGAGCUGUACAAAUGAAAGAAAGAGACCCUAUAACUGGGAAGAUGAGAGUUGCUAAUCCACAAAGCAGUAGACUUGUUUGGGAAACUUAUCUUACAGAAUUCAAGUCCUUAGGCAAAGUUGCAGUGAGACUCAUAUUCCUUCAUGCCACUUCCUGUGGUUUCAAAUGCAAUUGGUCUUUGUUGAGAUGGGUGUCUUCUCAUACUCACCAAAAGGCUGGUAUGGAUAGGGCGCAGAAGUUGAUAUUCAUUUCAGCUCAUUCGAAGCUUGAACGGAGGGAUUUUUCCACCGACGAAGACAAGGAUGCCGAGCUAUUCUCCCUAGCCAAUGGUGAGGAUGAUGUGCUUAAUGAAGUCUUUGCCGAUACAUCCUCGGUGUAACGGUUUUCAAUAUAUAUUUUUUUCCCCAAUCUAAAUUUUUAGAUUCUUAGGAUUUAUUGAAUUCUUUUCACCAUUUUUCUCCUUUGAUUUGUACCAAAAUUUAUUUCACCUUCCUUAGAAGAUUUUGGGGGAUGUAGGGUGGAAGAAACAGGGUUGUUCAUAUGAGAUUUGACUUUUGUAUUCCUCUCGAAAUGCAUUGCGCCCUCGUGACUUCGGCGAUUGCUUGGCUUAUCCUUAUUGUUCUUCUAUUUCUUCUCCAUGUCAGUUCAGUUUGCAAAAAAGGGUAGAAAAGCUUCCAUAUUGGAGAAUGAUGGUUUAAGAAAGCCACAAACAACAUUAGAUCUCUGUAAACUCUUUUACUAGUUUAGCAUUGUUGUCAAUACUUAUUACUGAAAAGGAAUCUCUUUUUUCAUUUUUCAUUAAGAACGUUCCUCAUUUUUCUUAGAAACAUCGUCAUGUGAACUUUAGAAUAGCCAUUUCUUGCUUCUCCAAUCUUUUGGCUUAGCAAGGUUUUAUAGUAUAUGAAUAGGGUUCUAAGAUUCUGUUUCAAAUUUUCCUCACAGUUAAAUCGAACGCGCUGCUUCAAACUGCUAUUCGACGUUGUUCGCUCCGUCUGUCCGUCCUAUCUUUUAUAUUCCUUAAGUAAUAAGCAUUACUGUCAGUACAGUUUUUUAUGUCUGGUCCUUUUUUGUAGAUAGGAAAAUGAUUAAAGGCAGAUUCGUUUGAAAUUGUUAAAUUUAUAUCAUGAGAAAUUAUAUCGGGCCCAUUCCAUCACAAUCUCCUAUUGCUGAAG
Messenger RNA from Cucumis melo (muskmelon), 3464 nucleotides. RefSeq lists its product as uncharacterized. The coding region runs from base 302 to 2671 and encodes 789 amino acids. The transcript has a single exon. NCBI's taxonomy places the organism in Eukaryota, Viridiplantae, Streptophyta, Magnoliopsida, Cucurbitales, Cucurbitaceae. The record is from RefSeq and is a predicted model, not a curated record.